AAACAACUCCUUCGAAAAUGUGAUGCAUGGGAUGGUAACUGAAAUUUGAAAGUUUAUUUCGUGGAUCAGAGAUAUGGUUUUCGCGUAUUGCAACUGAAGACUAGUUGGAGCACGGCACAUACCUUGAAAAUGUCUUGGAGUUGGGCGCCAAGUAAUUUUAAUUAUCCUGUCCAAAGUAAUGCAGUAUAUUAUGGGGGAAGAGGCACUGCCCAACAACCUAGACAAUUUCCAAAUGUUCCCUUAAGUGAUCUGCUUGGGCUUCCAAUACCAGUGCAUACUAGAAAUCACAAUAAUAAUGUACAACAUAGAAACCGGCCCAGGCAAUAUUAUGAGCCAAGAGGGCAGUUCCAACCGAGGCAUUUCCCAGCACCUCACUAUAAUAGCCAUAGAAACAGGACACAAAACAGACCUCUUUUGAAUAAUCCAUACUUACAUGAGAAUAGGCACCCAAGAUUUACUCAGAACACUAGAAACCCAACAUCUAUAGGAAACCCUAGAAACCCAACAUCUGUAAGAGACCCUAGAAACCCAACAUCUGUAGGAAAUCCUACACAAGGAACAAACUCAAGAUGGGAGGAAGAAUGGCAGCGUGUGGAAAGCAUGAACUUAGUUAGAAGUGUUACUAUAAAGCAUGAUCCAUUUUAUGAUGUUCAAGAUACAAUAUUGCAGAACAUUAUUAUGAAAAAAAGUUCAGAGCAAAUGCAGAUGACUUUCAAAUUCAACCUAAGAUCAGACCAACUGGAAAACCUUCACAUUGAUGACACGUAUCAGGUGCAACUAAGAUUCUGCAAGCUUGAUACAAUGAGGGAGCAACCUGAUUACUUUCCCAAUUCUUUGCAAGUUGCUGUUAAUAGUGAUCUUCUCCAUAUAAAGGCUUUACAUGAUGUGCCAAAAGGUCCUGCAGAACCAAUAGACAUAACCAGUCUCUGCUAUUUAGCACAGCAGACUACAAAUGAAAUUCAUGUUCGGACAUUUGAAGAAUGCAAAAUGUACAUCUUCCUAGUGAAAAAACUCACUUCUAGUGAUUUAAUACAGAGGUUAAAAGAUACACCUCAUUCAGUACCAGCAAUCACUUCUGAGAAAAUUAAAGAAAAGUUGAGUCAAGAUACUUCCCUUGAAGAAAUUGCCCCAACCACUCUACAGUGCUCUUUGCUGUGUCCGCUCGGUAGAACCCGCUUAAAGCUCCCUUGCCGUGCCUGGACCUGCAAACAUCUCCAGUGUUUUGAUGCGGCUACGUAUAUUCAGAUGAAUGAACAAAAACCUAAAUGGUGUUGUCCAGUUUGUCGUGAAUCUGCCCAUUACAAGAACCUGCAUAUUGAUGGGUAUUUUCUCAAUGUCUUGGAGGAAAAUACCACAGAUGAUACAAUAGUGUUGCUUGCUGAUGGCUCCUGGAAGCCAAUGAAUCUAGCAGAUAAGGAAUUCGAGCAAGUAGAAAAAGAUCAGGAACAGAUUCAGCUUGGGGAAAACACACCUGUGACUGAGAAAACAAUUAAUAUAGAAAGUGAUGAUGAAGUCUGUGCUGAAGACAAUUCUUGUGAGGGUAAUGAAGAUUCUGUUGUGGCGAGUGCCUUGUCGUCAACUGUGGAAACAAUUACCCUGAGUGAUGAUGAACCGUCAGAUCCAGAGACUCCACAAAUAACAAGAACUAGUUUUAGAUUCUGUAGCACUCCAAUGUCUACCCAAAGAAGUGACAGAGAAUGUAAUAAUGAAAUUCAGUCUAGUGGCCCAAGAACCAGAAGCAGAACAUCUCGGUUACUUAACAACAGUGAAAUCAGUGAUAUAUCUUCUGCUUUUGAAGACACCACCUUUGAACAGUCAAGCAAUGCUUCAGAUGAUUCAUUCUUACCACUCUCUGUAUCUAAUCCUCAGCGGAUUUUUCCUGAACGAACUCGAAAGAGAAAGGCAAAGAAACAGACUGGUAGAAGAGCUUUGAAAAGACUGUUAAGAGAGAAGGAAGGCCAAUGGAAGUCACCAAUACUAACAAGACAGAAAUCACAACCAAAAAGGGGACAACAGGGUACAGUAAACAGAGCUGGGAAAUAGAACUGGUAUUCUUAGAUGUUUACAGAUUUUAUAUCCCCAAAACUACCUGUUCUAAAACCACUUGGAAAACAGCUUCAUAAGUACGAAAGGUGCUUCUAGGAGAAAAUUAAAACCCAAGAGAUAGAAAAGUUCUACAAGACAGGACCAGCGGUAUUUUUUUGUGUUGAGCUUGCAUUUUCAGCAUUAU
Molecule: messenger RNA, 2230 nt
Organism: Penaeus indicus
Lineage: Eukaryota; Metazoa; Arthropoda; Malacostraca; Decapoda; Penaeidae
Product: E3 SUMO-protein ligase PIAS2-like
Exons: 10
Coding region: 130-2043 (637 amino acids)
Biological process (GO): protein sumoylation; regulation of transcription by RNA polymerase II
Cellular component (GO): chromatin
Molecular function (GO): SUMO ligase activity; zinc ion binding; transcription coregulator activity
Source: RefSeq, a predicted model, not a curated record